Molecule: messenger RNA, 3615 nt
Organism: Cladocopium goreaui
Lineage: Eukaryota; Dinophyceae; Suessiales; Symbiodiniaceae
Source: the annotation of a GenBank genome assembly
AUGAAAGCAGUUGAAGAGCUGUUCUCGAAAGCAUCCGGUGCGGUGAAAGAGCUUGGCAAUGCCGCCGAAGGUGGAUUCGCUCUGUUGGGGCACAUCAUAGAGGAGACGGUCAUUCCAGCACCAAAAGCCAGAGAAGAGCAAGUCAUACCACAGGAGCUGAGGAAUGUUCCAACCGCCAAGUCGCUGGAUGCGGACGUGGGGUCUGCAGAACUCCCUGACCUUUUCGACAGUCUGAUCAUAGCUCCGGCGGCAACGCCGAAGCUCGACAUGGACCUCUCCGAAGGAGACAAGGUGCAUGUGUGGAGCAAGACCAAGGGAACUUGGAUCGAAGAUGGGAAGAUUUUAGAGAUUUCCCAGUACGAUGUGCCAACAUCUCAGGAAGGAUCGGUGUUGACCGCUUUGCGGAAUUGCGCGGGAGCCCUUAGCGACCUGGUGGAGAUUGGUGUGCCAGGGCCUUUUGGCAGUGGGGUACCUGACAAGGAGGCUGAGAUUGGUAGAUCACCCCUGAAAGAAGCAGAGAAGAAUAAGGAAGGACCACCAAAGGAGGAAGCAGACGAGGAGAAAGCUGGCAAGAAAGAAAAGUCCAAAGAAAAGAAGCCCAAAGGAGAUAAGGAAGCCCGGAAGACAGAGAAGAGGGAUAAGAGGAGUAAGAAAAAGAACCCAAGCAAAAGUCCCGACAAGAAGGCCGACAAAGAAGGGAAGGAGAGAGGCGAGUGGGGACCAGCCCUGGAGAGCGCCCGGAGUCGAAAGACUCUUACAGGAAGAGAAAAGUCGGAAUCACCAAGAGACAGGCGAGAUAGGGAAGAGCGUCCCAGAGGAGACAAGAGGCCUAGAGAAGAGAGGGUCGAGGAGAACUUGGAUCGGGAGGUCGAGGAAGACCCGAGACGGUUCGAGUUGAGACAGAUCCCCAUUAGAGGGUCAGCAGGUCGGAGGAGCUACGACGGUCCAAUCCCUGCCGGGAGCCGACCACCUCCAGAGCCAGCAGGCUCACCACCGAAGGAAGAUCGGGUAGACAUGGCGCCAAAAGCGAAAGUGCAUCCUAUGGCAAAAGUGCGAGUGAAAGCCAAAGCAAAGCCAAAAGGAGUCGGGAAAGCCAAAGCAAGAGGUGUAGCCCUGGUGCGGGGUCGGGGCCGGAGGACCCUGAGGCGCCCUGCCGGGGUUCCGCCGGAUGUGGACCGCGCUCAGCCUCAGAAGGUGGCUUGGGAUGCCGGCCAUACAGUCCGAGGGGGAGAUAUGAGCCUCGAUUGGCUGCGCGGCGAGACAGGUCUGGUGGUGGAGGAAGCGCGAUACUUCCACAGGACCUGCAAGGUCGCCGGAGCCGUGGUCGGAACCCUGUAUUCGGGGAAUCACGUAGAAGUGAGGCUGAAACCCACGGGAACGACAGACGAGGGCAUUCUCAAGCUUCAGAGUGGCCAGCCGAGGUUAGAACUGAGGGUUCUUCUUUGCAAUCCGGCUUGCAACCACGAGGAGACCGCGGAAGAUCUAGUCCAUGGACUGCGGAUCCGAAAGCAGAGGCCGGCCGACGGGGAGGAGCCCUGGGUGAACAAUCUAGAGAAGGUUGCCGGCCUCGAGGGGCCGGACGAGUUGGAAAGACUCCGCACGGAGAUGGAGGAGAGGCGCAAAGCAGCCGACGCGCCCCGCACUGGAGCCGAGCCGAAGAAAGAGAAGGGCAAGAAGGAAAAGAAGGAGAAAAAGAAAAAGAAAGAAAAAGAAAGAAAGAAGAGCUCCACCAGCGGGGACUCCGUCUCCGGGGUAGCAGCCCUGGAUGGGACGAAGGCCAGACAGGCAUCCCAGAAAAAGCCAAAAGCGUUGUUCGCAGGUACGGGGCUAGAUCCCUUGGACAAAGUGAGGAGCCGCGCACUACAGUUGGCAAAGAGGUAUGUGAAGAAAAAGGGAAAGAAAGCCAGCAGCGACUCAGACAGCACGAGCGGCAGCUCACAAGGAGCCCGGUUGGAAGAGGAGUCGGAGACGAUCUUCCAGCAAGCAGCUCGCGUGCGGGGGAUUGCCGACGCCUACCCAGGCGUUCUGGCAAAUCAAGCCCUGGGACAGAUGCGAGCGAACCUCCUCCAGACCCUGGGAGAGGCCGAAGGCGUGAAUACUCUCCCAGUGGUUGCAGUUCAAUACUACCGUCAGGUAUUGCAAAAGAAAUCAAGUGGUCCGAUGAGUCGGGAGCUCCUCACACUUUGCGCUGCCUCCGACCUCUUAGCGCGAGGGAAGGCGGCACAAUGCCUCGACUUGCUGCUGCAGAGGGUGAAGAGUGCAGAAUCAACGCUAUCCGGGACCCACUGGUCGGUAGCCCAAAAGUUGGAGCUAUUGCCAAGCGAGCAAUCAAGUCUCACGGAUGCAGCAGAGAUGCGGGAAGCACAGCGCAUAGCGUUCGAGGAGUCCAAAACAAGAUGGAUGUCCUCUUUGCCCGAAGGCAGACCCCUAGGAUCGCAGAAGGGGGGAGGAAAAAAGGGCAGUGGAAAAGAGGACUACAGGCGUGGAGCAGAUGGCAAAAAAGGAGGGAAAGGACAAGGAAAGAAAAGGGAGAAUGGAAGAAGCCAGAGGAUUCCACGCCAAAAGCCAGCUGAGCAGGGAGAAAGAGAGGUCGCAGUGGAGAGCGAAAAGAUUGAGGAUGCGCCGUAUGAGGGAGGAUUGGCAGUGGCCUCCCCGGCGGAGAAAUUGAAGCAGCUCUCCCUUCGAGGCUUGGCGACCGGUGGGAUGCCCUAUAAAGCCUCGGAGCAAUCAUCGCCUGUGGCGGCGGAGCCAAUCGCAGUGGCGACAGGGUCAAAUGACCUUGGCACAGGCCACUUCGUUUCUGGCGACCAUCAGCCGCUCGAGUGCCAUGGAGGAAAAAAGGUUUUUGGGAAUACUUGCGUUGAUGGUUUACCCCUGGGUUGGUGUGGUUGUGAUUUGUUGCAGUAUCUCCUAGAGGUUUUGUCACUCCGCAGCCAGACCACGGGCAGAGGAAGCAAAGGAGGGAUAUUUCCGCUGCCCACCUCUAGGGAACGUUUGCUGGUUUUUGACCCAGGGUUGACUGAGUUUGAAGUUUUCUGGUGUUUGUGUGUUUGUGUUAGUUUGAACUCGUUUUGGGGAAGCGAUUUGACCAGUGAAGAUGAACUGAAUGAUGCCCAGCGUGCUUGUAUGGGCGAGAUCCUGAAGGAUGUCAUGAGAGUGGUACAUCUGAAGGAAGCUGUCUCUGGUGUGAACUGGUCAGAGUUUUUCUCGGUUCGAUCCAUUGACUAUAAAGGUGAUGAAGUCAAGGUGGCCCAGUGGUUCACUUGGAGUAAUAUUGGCCCGGCGCUUCCGAAGGAGGUGGGUGUUGUCCCACUUGCGGAGGUUUGUACUCACGGGUGUCGUGACUAUGUACUCCAUUUUGAGAGGUACCUCAAACCGUCUGCCGAAUGGGGAAGUGUACCCAGGCCCAGGGUCAUGGUUUCCGACGAAGACUGGCCGGCAGUGUGCCAAGGGCUGGUAGCCUCCAGGGUGUGUGUUUUUAUCCCCGAGGAGGACGUUUUUUGCACUGAUCAAGGCCCGUUGCUCAAUGGAAUGUUUGGGGUCAGCAAAGAAGAGUUCACCCCUGAGGGUGUCGAGGUUGGUGUGUUUGCACACGUUAUCGCGUGGCCGCAGUAG